CAAUUAUCUGGCAACUACAUUGACACGUCAAAUUCUCUUUUCUUCAGCAACAGCAGAUUACAUUAUUCAUCUGUUUUUUAAGUGUUUCAUUUUUUAAGAUUUUUCAAUAAGAUUUUAAUAAAUAAAAGAUAAACGAAACAUCUUAUCAAUAUGGUGACUGAAAACGAAUCGGCUACGCAAAACCCAGCAGGCGAAGGGGAAACUACUUCUAAAAAGGCAGCAAAGAAACUGGCAAAGGAAGCUUUAAAGGCUGCAAAGAAAGCUGAAUAUAAAGCUUCCUCUGGAAAAUCUGACAAUACUGCUGAAGCUGGCGAUUCUGCAGAGGACAGUUCAGCUGGACUUUAUGGCAUGUCUGGUAUUAUUAACUCCCAGGAGAAGCAUGAAGACAGAAAAUUUGUGGCAGUGCACGAAUUGACUCAGCAGGUUGGUAAAGAUGCCGUAUGGGUACGUGGUCGUGUUCAUAACACCAGAGCCAAGGGCAAACAAUGUUUUUUGAUUUUACGUCAACAAAGCAGUACAGUUCAAUGUAUUCUUGCUGUGGGAGAGAACGUGUCCAAACAAUUUGUUAAAUUUGCUGGAAAUUUGAACAAGGAAAGCAUAAUUGAUGUUGAAGCUAAAGCUGUGGCCGUACCCUCAAAAAUCGAAUCGUGUACUGAACAAAAUCUUGAAUUGUCUAUUCAGCAGUUGUUUGUUGUUUCACAAGCUAAAGCCCAAUUGCCUCUGCAAAUUGAGGAUGCUUCACGACCAGAGAAUGCUGAUGACGCCGAUGGUCUUAAUAUUCGUGUUAACCAAGAUACACGUUUGGACAAUCGUGUUUUAGAUUUAAGAACUCCAGCAAAUCAAGCAAUUUUCCGCUUGGAAGCAGGUGUUUGUCGUCUAUUCCGAGAUAUUUUAACAGAUAAAGGUUUUACAGAAAUUCACACUCCCAAAAUUAUUUCGGCUGCCAGUGAGGGUGGUGCUAAUGUAUUCACAGUUAGCUAUUUUAAAGAUUCGGCUUAUUUGGCACAAUCACCACAAUUGUAUAAACAAAUGGCUAUCGCUGCCGAUUUUGACAAGGUAUUUACGGUUGGAGCAGUUUUCCGUGCUGAAGACUCAAAUACUCACAGGCAUUUGACAGAAUUUGUUGGCCUAGAUUUGGAAAUGGCCUUCAAAUAUCACUAUCAUGAAGUACUUCAUACUAUUGGCGAUACCUUCACUGCCAUCUUUAAGGGCUUGCGUGAUCGUUACAGUCGUGAAAUUGAAGCCGUGGGCCAACAAUAUAAAGUGGAGCCCUUCAAGUUCUUAGAACCACCAUUAAUUUUACAAUUUUCGGAAGGUGUAGCAAUGCUGCGAGAAGCUGGUGUUGAGACUGGUGACGAAGAGGAUCUAUCCACACCCAAUGAGAAAUUAUUGGGUCGUUUAGUGAAAGCUAAAUAUGAUACUGACUUUUAUAUUUUGGAUAAAUUCCCAUUGGCAAUUCGUCCAUUCUAUACUAUGCCCGACCCCAACAAUCCCAUAUAUUCCAACUCCUACGAUAUGUUUAUGAGAGGCGAGGAAAUCCUAUCUGGUGCCCAACGUAUUCACGAUCCAGAAUUUUUAACCGAGAGGGCGAAACAUCACGCAAUUGAUACUAGUAAAAUUGCUGCCUACAUUGAAUCGUUCCGUUUUGGUUGUCCUCCUCAUGCUGGCGGUGGCAUUGGUAUGGAACGUGUUGUCAUGUUGUAUUUGGGCCUAGAUAAUAUUCGUAAGACAUCCAUGUUCCCACGUGAUCCCAAAAGACUUACGCCUUAAUUUUUGGGCUUUCUUUUUACAAGCAUUAAGCAACAAUCUUUUCAUAGAAAUUCCCAGUUUUUAUGUUUUUGACAUUUUUAGUUUUUUUUUUUCAAUAGUAUCAAAAAUUAUUUUUGCUUUGUUUCCGUACUUUUCAGAUUAUAAGUCAGAAAAAAAUUGAAUAAACCCUGUUACUCAAACAAGUGCGGAAACUAUUUAUUUUUUUAAUUGUUUUUUUUUCAUUUCGUUAUUUUUUUUUGAACGAUUUACUUAAAAAAUAUUUAAUUUUAUUAAUGUUGUUCAACAACAAAUCUUCUCUAAUUGUAUGUGGGUAAAAAAGAGUAAAUAAACUAUUUAAAGGCAAAUUAGAGAUACUUUUUUAUGUCUUUCCUCUUAAAUUUUUCGAUCAAUAAAAAUAUAAUAAUAAUAAACAUUUAUAUUAAAACCCAAAACGUAACAAAUAAA
Calliphora vicina (urban bluebottle blowfly) is the source of this 2214-nucleotide messenger RNA. RefSeq names its product aspartyl-tRNA synthetase (gene AspRS). Gene Ontology annotation, biological process: aspartyl-tRNA aminoacylation. NCBI's taxonomy places the organism in Eukaryota, Metazoa, Arthropoda, Insecta, Diptera, Calliphoridae. The transcript has 6 exons. Gene Ontology annotation, molecular function: ATP binding; aspartate-tRNA ligase activity; RNA binding. Gene Ontology annotation, cellular component: cytosol; aminoacyl-tRNA synthetase multienzyme complex; cytoplasm. The record is from RefSeq and is a predicted model, not a curated record. The coding region runs from base 151 to 1770 and encodes 539 amino acids.